This is a messenger RNA of Pichia membranifaciens NRRL Y-2026, 978 nucleotides long. RefSeq lists its product as hypothetical. Bases 1 to 978 code for a protein of 325 amino acids. Gene Ontology annotation, biological process: ceramide biosynthetic process. Gene Ontology annotation, molecular function: sphingosine N-acyltransferase activity. The record is from RefSeq and is a predicted model, not a curated record. Gene Ontology annotation, cellular component: membrane. NCBI's taxonomy places the organism in Eukaryota, Fungi, Ascomycota, Pichiomycetes, Pichiales, Pichiaceae. The transcript has a single exon.
AUGCAGACGUCGCAGAAGGUGGACCGGUCCACCGUCCAGCUCUCCAUUCUUUUCUACAUAGGCCUCUUUGUGGCCGCCAGGUACUCGUCCCGUCCGCUCUGGAGCAAAUUCUACACUCUCUCAUACAAAUACCCGGGCCUCGACUCCUACGAUAUCGGGCUCGACGACCUCUACUUUACUAUAUUCUGGAUCAUUAACUUGCUUUUUCUAAGGAGCUUCCUUAUCAUUUACUGCUUUAAGCCUUGUGCAAAACUCCUCGGCAUCAAAAAAUUCAAGGCCACCCAGCGGUUCAUCGAACAGACGUGGUCCAUGUUCUACUAUUCUCUCUCUUGGGGGUUCGGGUUCUACCUCUACUCCACCUCGGACUAUUUUUUCAACUGCCACAACAUCUACGCCAACUGGCCACACGACAAGCUCUCUGCUCCCUUCAAGCUCUACUACCUUGUCCAGACCGCCAGCUGGUUCCAGCAGUUUAUUGUCAUCUUUUUAGAAGCAAAGAGAAAAGACCACCUCCAGAUGGUCUCCCACCACGUCAUCACGUGUCUCUUAUGCACAGGCUCCUACUGCUACUACUUCACCAAGAUCGGACACAUUAUCCUAUUGCUUAUGGACAUCGUCGACGUUCUCCUAUCCACUGCCAAGAUUUUGAAGUACUGCGGCUUCCAAACCCUUUGCGACAUUAUGUUUAUAGUGUUCAUGGUCGCAUGGAUAGUCCUCAGGCAUGGUGUCUACGUGUAUGUUCUUUGGUUUAGUUGGAAAGAGGCCAGAAAUAUCAUGGAUGCAGAUUGUUCCAAAUUCGCACUCAAUGAAUAUGUUAAGCUGUGCUACACAGAUUUCCAGAUCGACAUCUUCUUGCUCUUGCUAUCUUUCCUACAACUCAUAAUGUGCAUAUGGAUGUAUAUGAUUCUCAGAGUGGCUUUCCGCGUCAUUCGGGGUGGUUCUGCUGAUGAUGUCAGAAGCGACAGUGAUGAAGAAUAA